UUUUUUCCUGCUUUUUUGGCAGAUUUUGGGAAUUUUUUCCUUUUUUUUUUUUCCACGUCUUUGGGAUCAAAAAAUUUCAGCAAAAUCUGGAAUUUUUCCCCGUUUUUGGGGGUUUUUCUCCCGUUUUUGGGACAAACACAUCGUCAGGAUGCUGGAGAGAUACCUGCAGCGCCGGAAUUUGGGGCUGGGCCGGGAAUUCCGGGAUUUUCCGGAAUUUUCUGGGGAAGGAUCCGCGGAGGAGAAGGAACGGAGGCGCCUCCGGAAGAUUCCCGAAAAUUCCGGCGGGAGAAGCUCCAAGAUCCCAAAAUUCCCUCCCCGGUGCCGGAAGUUUGGGGAAAAGUUGGAAAAAUGGGAAAAAAAAAGGGAAAAAAAGUGGGAAAAACGGGAAUUGCCUCUGCCUGCUGGUCCUGGGAAAAACGGGAAUUGCAUCCCGGAAAACGGGAACGCGGAUCCCGAAAAACGGGAAUUUGGAUCCCAAAAAACGGGAAUUUGGAUCCCGAGAAAUGGGAACUCGGAUCCCGAAAAACGGGAACUCGGAUCCCGAAAAUUGGGAGUUUGGAUCACGAAAAUUGGGAGUUUGGAUCCCAAAAAAUGGACUUUGGAUCCUGGGAAGACGGACCUGGAGUCCUGGGAAAAGGAGGGAGUUUGCAUCCCGAAAAAAUGGGAUUUUGGAUCCCAGAAAAUGGGGUUUUGGAUCCCAAAAAACGGGAAUUUGGAUCCCAAAAAAUGGACUUUGCAUCCUGGGAAGACGGACUUGGAGUCCAGGGAAAAAUGGGAUUUUGGAUCCCAAAAAAUGGGAUUUUGGAUCCCAAAAAAUGGGAUUUGGAUCCCAGGAAAAGGGACCUGGGGUCCCGGGAAAAAAGGGAUUUCGGAUCCCAAAAAAUGGGAUUUUCAUCCCAAAAAAAGGGACUUUGGAGACCAAAAAAUGGGAUUUUGGAUCCCAAAAAAUGGGAUUUUCAUCCCAAAAAAAGGGACUUUGGAUCCUGGGAAGAUCCUGGGAAAAGGGACGCGGAUCGCAGGAAGAAAAGGACUUUGGAUCCUGGGGAAAAAUGGGAUUUGGAUCCCAAAAAAUGGGAUUUUGGAUCCCGAAAAAUGGGAUUUGCAUCCCAAAAAAAGGACUUUGGAUCCUGGGGAAAAAUGGGAUUUGGAUCCCAAAAAAUGGGAUUUGCAUCCUGAGAAGACGGACCUCGAGUCCCGGGAAAAAUGGGAUUUGGAUUCCACAAAAAGGACUUUGGAUCCUCGGGAAAAACGGGAUUUGGAUCCCAAAAAAUGGGAUUUUAGGUCCCAAAAAAUGGGAUUUGGAUUCCAAGGAAAAAGGAUUUUGGAUCCUGGGAAGACGGACCUGGAGUCCCGGGAAAAGGAGGGAAUUUGCAUCCUGAAAAAUGGGAUUUGGAUCCCGAAAAAUGGGAUUUUGGAUCCCAAAAAAAGGAUUUUGGAUCCUGGGAAGACGGACACCGGGUCCAGGGGAAAAUGGGAUUUACAUCCCAAAAAAUGGGAUUUUGGAUCCCGAAUAAAGGACUUUGGAUCCUGGGGAAAAACGGGAUUUGGAUCCCGAAAAAUGGGAUUUUAGAUCCCAAAAAACGGGAUUUGGAUCCCAAAAAAAGGAUUUUGGAUCCUGGGAAAAAGGGACCCGGAGUCCCGGGAAAAGGAGGGAAUUUGUAUCCCGAAAAAUGGGAUUUGGAUCCCGAAAAAUGGGAUUUGGAUCCCGAAAAAUGGGAUUUGGAUCCCGAAAAAAGGACUUUGGAUCCUCGGGAAAAACGGGAUUUUGGAUCCCAAAAAAUGGGAUUUGUAUCCCAAAAAAUGGGAUUUGGAUCCUGGGAAAAAUGGGAUUUUGCAUCCCAGGAAGACGGGCCCGGAGUCCCGGGAAAAACGGGAUUUGGAUCCCAAAAAAUGGGAUUUGGAUCCCAAAAAAAGGAUUUUGGAUCCUGGGAAAAAGGGACCCGGAGUCCCGGGAAGAAAAGGGAUUUGGAUCCCAAAAAAUGGGAUUUUAGAUCCCAAAAAAUGGGAUUUGGAUCCCAAAAAAUGGGAUUUGCAUCCCAAAAAAGGAGAUUUUGGAUCCCAAAAAAAGGAGAUUUUGGAUCCCGAGAAGAGAGACGGUGGAUCCCAAAAAAAGGACAGCGGAUCCCGGGAAAAGGAGGUACGUUCGAUCCUGGAAAAAACGGGAUUUGCAUCCCAAAAAAAGGGACUUUGGAUUCCGAGGAAAAAGGAUUUUGGAUCCUGGGAAGACGGACCUGGAGUCCCGGGAAAAAUGGGAUUUGCAUCCCAAAAAAUGGGAUUUGGAUCCCGAAAAAUGGGACUUUGCGUCCCAAAAAAUGGGAUUUGGAUCCCAGAAAAAGGACUUUGGAUCCUCGGGAAAAACGGGAUUUUGGAUCCCAAAAAAUGGGAUUUUGGAUCCCCAAAAAAUGGGAUUUUGGAUCCCAAAAAACGGGAUUUGGAUCUCAGAAAAAGGACUUUGGAUCCUCAGGAAAAACGGGAUUUUGGAUCCCAAAAAAUGGGAUUUUGGAUCCCAAAAAAUGGGAUUUGGAUCUCAGAAAAAGGACUUUGGAUCCUCGGGAAAAACGGGAUUUUGGAUCCCAAGAAGAGGGACGGUGGAUCCC
Molecule: messenger RNA, 2597 nt
Organism: Taeniopygia guttata (zebra finch)
Lineage: Eukaryota; Metazoa; Chordata; Aves; Passeriformes; Estrildidae
Source: RefSeq, a predicted model, not a curated record